AUGACACAACAAGACGGAGAAUGGAGUCAAGUCAGCCGGAAACGCGGGCGCAUACGGCAUGUGCCAAAACCCAAGACGGAGGUGGAUGAGAGCAAGGAGAACGGACUGGGAAUCCGACCAAAUCCGAACCCCGAAUUCACAGUCAGCGACAUGCACAAGCAUCACGACACGGCCCGGCAAGAGUGGCAGAUCUCGGAUUGCUGGACGACCCUGGAGCACCUGCUUGCCACUGCUUUAUCCGAGUCCAGUUGCCCUCAUAUCACCAAAGCCAUCUGUUUCGGACCUGGUCCAUACGAUCCUAGCAAUGGCAGUUUUGCGGCGAGGCGGACAGCUCAUAUGCAGACCGCGGCCUUUUGUGCCAUUGUUGACUUCCUAGAAUCUCAUUGUCAACACAAAAUCAAACGUGUCAUUCAGGAGCCCAUGUUCACCCAGAUCGACAGGGACUUCUGUGUCGAACUCGGGUUUGAAGUUGUCGACACUCCAGAUGCGUUUCCCAUGGUUGAUGAGCAAACUUUGGUCUAUGUUAUACUGCUUGUUAUCGUGCUGCCCCUGGGUGUGGGCCUUGGUGUUGGGUUAUCGAAGUCGUCAAAGUCCACCGCAAUAGAACCUAGGCCAUCAAGCUCACAAACUACCCUUCCGCUAUCAAGCAGCCCCGAACCAUCUCCCAAUUCCUCGGCCAUUCCCAGUCAUUCUCAAACACCAGCCUCAACCGCAACGACCGCCCCAACUAGCACCACCUCCUCAUCGAACAGCAAACCAAGACCAACAGCCUAUUCCGACUGUCCCGCCGCCAACAACACCAUGCACCGAAUCCCCGGGUUAGCAAAAAGCUUUCUGCGCCUUUGCGGAGUGGACUAUACCGCCGAUGACCUCGGAAACUUUCUCUCGGGCAAUAUGGCCGAGUGUAUCGAUGCCUGCGCGGCCAUGGAGAGGUGUACCGGCUGCUCUUGGGGCUAUCUGGAUGGUGAUAAGGGUAACAAGCAUCGGUGCUGGUUGAAGGGUAAUUUGGGGACUGCCAGGGAGGAGCCAGAUGAUUGGUGUUUUGCGAUGAUUCCGCGAUAG
Sordaria macrospora k-hell is the source of this 1062-nucleotide messenger RNA. RefSeq lists its product as uncharacterized. Lineage: Eukaryota; Fungi; Ascomycota; Sordariomycetes; Sordariales; Sordariaceae. The record is from RefSeq and is a predicted model, not a curated record.